CUAAUAAACUCUUAUAAGCGGCGAGGAGUGCUUCUUCGAGCGGGUCACCUCGGGCACCAAGAUGGGCCUCAUCUUCGAGGUGGCGGAGGGCAGCUUCCUGGACAUCGACGUGGAGAUCACAGGACCAGAUAACAAAGGCAUCUAUAAAGGAGACAGAGAGUCCAGCGGGAAGUACACGUUUGCAGCCCACAUGGAUGGGACAUACAAGUUCUGCUUUAGUAAUAGGAUGUCUACCAUGACUCCAAAGAUAGUCAUGUUCACCAUUGACAUUGGGGAGGCUCCCAAAGGACAAGACAUGGAGACAGAAGCUCAUCAGAACAAGCUAGAAGAAAUGAUUAACGAGCUGGCAGUGGCCAUGACGGCUGUGAAGCACGAACAGGAGUACAUGGAAGUCCGGGAGAGAAGAGAGAACCGGGAA
This is a messenger RNA of Peromyscus maniculatus bairdii (prairie deer mouse), 418 nucleotides long. The record is from RefSeq and is a predicted model, not a curated record. Lineage: Eukaryota; Metazoa; Chordata; Mammalia; Rodentia; Cricetidae.